Molecule: messenger RNA, 1056 nt
Organism: Necator americanus (New World hookworm)
Lineage: Eukaryota; Metazoa; Nematoda; Chromadorea; Rhabditida; Ancylostomatidae
Exons: 12
Coding region: 1-1056 (351 amino acids)
Molecular function (GO): catalytic activity; pyridoxal phosphate binding; molybdenum ion binding
Source: RefSeq, a predicted model, not a curated record
AUGUCUAGUGACGACCACGUGAUGUUCGAUGACAAGAAACUCCUCUUCGGGAUAAUUGGAGGAUCAGUAAUCGCUUACAACGCUGCACGAUACGCUGUCAAACUCAUCAGACAUCGACAGUCACCAUUGAUUCCAGUUGGAAUAGUGAAGGGGCUCUACGUCUAUCCGGUGAAGUCGUGCAAAGGAAAAGAGGUGUUUUCUAUUUACUGUAGCGAGACAGGUCCUGUCGCUGGUGAAGUUCUGGAUAGAAAUUUCAUUAUUAUCAACGGCAAGGAUGGCAGGUUUUACACUGGCAGACAGAAACCAUGCAUGGUUCUAAUAGAGUGUGAUGUUCACGACGGGAUUUUAACAAUGAAAUACAAAGGCGAGAAAUCCAUCAAUGUCAAAAUUGAGGAAGUAAUGAAGCGAAACGAUGUCAGAACGGCAAGAUUAUUUCGAGAGGAACGUACCGAAGGAUUGGACUGCGGUGAAGAAGUUUCCGCCUUCUUAUCGGAAAUCCUUGACGAACCUGACACAAGGUUACUUAUGCAUCGCAAAGGUCUGUACAGUAACAGAGGUUGUGUGAUCGAACGAAAGGAAUGGAAUUUGGAAAUCCCACUAAGAGUGGAUAAAACUCCAUUUGCUGAUGAUGCUCCUUAUAUGAUAAAUACACAACCAUCACUGGACGCGCUUAAUACCAGACUGGAAAACAAAGUUGAGAUCCAACGAUUCCGGCCAAUCAUUUUUAUCGACAAAUGCGCUGCUUUUGAUGAGGACAACUGGUUGACGAUUCACAUUGGUGAUGUAGUGUUUCAGUCCCUGCAGCCGUGUCUUCGAUGUGUAAUGACAACAAUAGAUCCUUCUGACGGAAAGAUGAAUACCUCAGUAGAGCCGUUAAAGACAUUAAGAGGCUUUCGCCUUGCUCCGGAAGGACCGAUGCGUAAUGAUUGUAAGGACAAUCCAAUGUUUGGCAUUGAUGCUGGGAUUAUUCGUCCGGGUUACAUCCAUACUGGACAAACUGUUUAUGUUCGCUAUAAAUCGAGCUUUUUGAAAAACACACCAUUCUACUCAGCUUAG